Messenger RNA from Oikopleura dioica, 963 nucleotides. Lineage: Eukaryota; Metazoa; Chordata; Appendicularia; Copelata; Oikopleuridae. The record is from the annotation of a GenBank genome assembly.
AUGACGGAGAGAGUAAAAAGCAAAUCGAGGGGAGCCUCCCGUGGAAGGGUUAAAAGAUCUUCCAUCAAAGCCGAUGAACGAAAGAGUAAAAGGCGUGUGAGAAAAUCAACCAAAGAAUUGAUUGAUGAUAAACCAGCUUCCGAGACGGAUAUUCCAAAAACUCAAGUGGAUGCUCCCGAUUCCCUUUGCUCUGAAAAAUGGCAAAAAUAUGAUGAACAGCCGGCUCAAAAUGACGUUCAGUCAAAUGACGCACUUGAUGAACGAAAACCUGAAAAGAAAAAGUCAAAGAGCCGCCGAAAAAAGAAAUCGACAAAGAAAACUUCAUCUGAAGACACCCAAACUGCUCCAGAAAUCAAAGAAGAAACCGCCAAACCAGAUGAAGAAUUAAAACCUUCAGAGAGAUCCACAACUCCUGUUAUCAAAGAAGAAGAGCCUCAAAAUGAUGAUGUUGAAGAAAAACCAGAGCAAGAAACCGAGCAGAAGCCUGAAGAAGUUACUUUGACUUCUGAAGUAGAAAAAAUUGUGGAAGAAAUUGUCGAAACUGUCGAAAAAUCUUCUGAAGACCAAGAUAUUGAAGCAAAAGAAGCUCAAGAAAAACAGCCCGAUCAAACUGAAACUGAGACUAAAAAUGAUGAAGAGGACCCUGCAUCUGAAACAAGUGAGCCUCCUGUCGACAAGAAUAAGGAAGAAGAAACAAAGCCGAAAUUGAAGCGUAAGAAGACAAUCAGAAGAACAAAACGGGACGAGCAAGAUCAAGGAGAGCAAGAAGAUGAAGCAAAGAGUGAUUUCGUUCUAGCUGGCAAAGUUCAGGAAAUCAUCAAAUCGCUCUCCAAACAACGUAAAAGUAAACAACGACCCGAGGCACGGGAGCGCUCGAAGCACCUCGAGGAUGUCAGACGAUCUAAACGCGGAACGGUUCAGGGCAUUAGAAGCCAGUUUGAGCAACCGAGGCUCGAUAUCUGA